AUGGUGGGGCUCGCGGGGCCCACCGGCUGCGGGAAGUCGACGGUCACCUCGCUGGUGGUGGCACGGGAGGACGUCCGGGCGCACUUCCGCGACGGCAUCGUCUGGCUGCCCGUGCGGGGGAAGGGCGCCGAGCACCGCCUUCCAGACCUCAUGCUGCUCCUCGCCAACAUGGUCUACGAGACGGUCCUCAAGAGCGGCGAGGCGUCGUGGUCGUCGAAGAAGCUGCGGCCGCCGAGAACCCCGGGGGGCGUCGCCUGCGACCGCGAGAAUGGGGCGGCGUACAUCCGGGGCGCGCUGGGCAUCACGCGUCCCGGCGGGGAGGAGGGCGACGGAGGGGGAGAAAGCCAUGAGCAGCGGCGGUGGCGGCCGAGGUACCUGAUCGUGGCUGACGACGUCUACGAGCCGGAGGUGCUGGAGGAGUUGCAAGGGAUCGGGGCGUGGGUGCUGUACACCACCACCCGCUCGGCGAGCUUCAUCCGGCGCAACGGCGAACGCAGCGAAGGCGAUGGCGAUGGCGAUGGCGAUGGCGGGGACCACGCCGACGUGCUACGGCUGGACAACAUCUCGGACGCCGAGGGGGAGACCGUGCUGCGUCGAGCCAGCGGCCUGGACCCGGAAGCCGAGCUCCCGCAGCCGGCCCUCGACCUCUUCAAGUCGUACGGGUCGGUGGUGAUGGACCUGGCUUACAUCGGGCGGUGGGGAGUAGUCCACGGCACGACGGACGUCAAGGCCUGGGAGGUGGCACUCAACAGCGUGUUUCUCGAGGGCGGGGAAGGGGGGCAGGAGUGGACGCGGCGGCGGUGGCACACGGCGGUGCUCUUCGCCGGGAUGGCGGACCUCGCCCGCCUGAACGACAAGGCAAAGGACCUGUAUCUCUCCCUCGCGGUCCUGCCGAAGGGUCUGUCCUUCACGCCCGCCGACGCCGCGGCCUUGCUCUUCGGAGGCGACACCAAGGCAGCAAAAGCAGCAACACCCGACCUCGGUGCCGUCAUGGAAGUCUUGGGGGUCCUAGAGCAGUGCUCGGUGCUCUUCCUCGAGGAAGGCGGCAGGUACUGCAUGCACGGCUCGCACGCCGACUUCGUCCGCGAGCUCAUCUCCUGCUUCCCCCUGUCGAGGAAGCGGGCGCUGGGCCGCUGGCGGGAGCACGCCUCCACCCCCGCCGCCCUGUUCGCCUGGCCCGUCGAGGACAGCGUGCGCAUCCAAUGGGCCCUCUCGAGCCUGGACGACGCCGUCGAGCCGCCGCCGCCGUACGACGCGAUGUUGGACGGUAUGGACCAGUCCGACGCCGACACGUUUUCGGCCGUUCUCGAGAGAGUGGCGCAGGUCCAGGCCCUUGCCGGGAACCUGGAGGGGGCCCACGCCAAGUACACCCGGCUGGUGGUCGUAACCGAGUCGAGGCUAGAGAGGGAAGCGGCCGGGGGCGGUGAUAGCAUAAGCCAGGCCGGCGCCGAGCUCUUGCUGGCCGACCGCCUGCACAACCUCGGCAUGAUCGCGGGUGGGCUCGGGAGCACGGAGGAGGCGUUCGCCUGCCACGGGAGGGCCCGGUCCAUCAGGGAAGAACGCCUCGGUGCGUCCCACCCCGACGCGGCGCACAGCCUCCAGGCGCUCGCGGCCUGCGCCGCGGCGGCCGGCAAGCCGCAGGACGAGGAGUGGUACCUCCGACGGGCCCUCUCGAGCUGGACCGGGGAAGGAGAAGACGGCGAAGGCGGCGGCGACGGCGGCGGCGGCGACGGCGGCAGUGUCGACCUUCUCGAUCGCUGGGACGUUGCGCGAACGCUCCACACCCUGGGAGGGAACUCGCUCAAGGCCGGGCGUACCGGCGAGGCGACCGAGCUGUUCCGGCGGGCCCUGCGGUGGUGGGAAGACGCCCUCGGCCAGGGCUGUACCAACGCCGCGCGCGCGCUCCACAGCCUCGGGGUUUGCGCCUACGACGCCGGGGAGGUCGGAGAGGCGGCCGAGUUCUACCGGAGGGCGCUCAAGGUCCGGGUUGAGCGGCUCGGGCCCCGGCACCCCGACGUCGCGGUGACGAUGCACAGCCUGGGGGUGUGCGAGUGGAAGGCCGGGCGCCCGGACGAGGCAGAGGUGCUCUACCAGCAAACGCUAUCCAUCCGGGUCGAGGCCCUGGGAGUCGAGCACCCCCACGUGGCCCGCACGCUCCACAGCCUCGGCGGCUGCGCCAGACACGCCGGGAGAGACGGGGACGCCAUGGCGCUCUACCAGAGAGCGCUGGACAUUCAGGAGGCGAUGCUGGGCCCCUGUCACCCAGAGGUCGCGGCCACGCUUCACGAGAUGGGCGUGUCAGCCUUCGGGGCCGGUCGGAUGGAGCAAGCGGAGAGCCACUUCCGACGGGCCCUUUCCAUCAAAGAGCUCACCGCCGGUGCCGCCGGCAGCCCCGGCACCUUCACCCUGGACAUGGCCUACACCCUCCACGACCUCGGCGGGGUGAUCUUCGCGUUUGGCGACAGCAGGGUGGCGGAGGCGGAGGAGGUGUUCCAGCGAGCGCUGGAGAUCAGGGAGAGCCUCGAGGCGUCGCUGGACGCGGCCAGCACGCUCCAGUGCCUCGCGGAGUGCGCCAGGGCACGGGGAAGCGGCGACGGCGGCCUUGUUAGCGACAACCGCUCCUCCUCCGACGGCGGCCGCGGCGGCGGCAGCGGGGGUUCCGCAGCAUCGCAAGAGGGGGGUGUUCGACAGAGGCUCGAGGAGGGGUUCUUGAGGAGGGCCCUGGCGAUCCAGGAGAAGGAGCUCGGGCGGGACCACGUCUACGUGGCCUACACGCUCUUCCAGCUCGGCCGCUGCCUCUGCUCCGCGGCCCCGGCGGCGGGGAACGGGCCGAAGACCGAGGAGGGCCUCGCCGCCUUCGCCAGGUCCCUGGAGGUGCGCGAGAGGGAGCUGGGCAGGAACCACGAGGACGUGCUGCGGACCCUCCACUACCUCGCGGCGUGCGUAUCGGCCGCCGGGCGGGUCGGGGAGGCGGCGGAGUACUACCGGCGCGCGGUGGCGACGGAGGAGCUCACGCUGGGGGCAGAACACCCCUCUGUGGCCAGGAGCCUGCACUUGUUCGGCGCAUGCGUGCUCAAGGCCGGGAGGAUCGACGAGGGGAUCGAGCUGCUGCGCCGCGCGCUGGCGAUUCCGGAGAAGCAGGAGCAGGAGCAGGAGCAGGAGGAGGGGGUGGAGGAGAAGAAGGCGGGAGGGAACUCAAGCUGGAGCGGAGACCACCACCUGGACGUCGCGCUCACGAUGCAGCAGGUGGCUGUGUGCGCCGCCGACGCCGGGCGCACGGAGGAUGCCGACGCCUUGUUCCGCGAGGUCUUGGCGAUCGAGGAAAGGAAGCUCGGUGCCGACCACCUGGAAAACCCCCCCCAAACCUGGGGAAGGGCCAAUUAA
This is a messenger RNA of Ectocarpus siliculosus, 3384 nucleotides long. NCBI's taxonomy places the organism in Eukaryota, Phaeophyceae, Ectocarpales, Ectocarpaceae. The record is from the annotation of a GenBank genome assembly.